Eremomyces bilateralis CBS 781.70 is the source of this 3066-nucleotide messenger RNA. RefSeq names its product HET-domain-containing protein. Gene Ontology annotation, molecular function: protein binding. The transcript is spliced from 3 exons. Lineage: Eukaryota; Fungi; Ascomycota; Dothideomycetes; Eremomycetales; Eremomycetaceae. Bases 1 to 3066 code for a protein of 1021 amino acids. The record is from RefSeq and is a predicted model, not a curated record.
AUGCGACUUCUACAACGCAGCGAGAUGGGCGAAUUCAGGGUCACUAAGGACUUGGUUGGCGACGAUCUAAUCCCUCCUUAUGCCAUACUUUCGCACACAUGGGAUCCGGAUAACCGGAAGGAGGUUACCUUCGAGGACAUGAUAAAUGGCACCGGCGAGGAAAAGCGUGGAUAUGAGAAGAUCCGGUUCUGUGGAGAACAAGCUAGACAAGAUGGUCUACAAUACUUUUGGAUUGAUACCUGCUGUAUUAACAAGAAAAGCUACGGCGAACUCUCGCGCGCCAUCAACUCCAUGUUUCGGUGGUAUCGGAACGCGACUCGAUGCUACGUGUACCUGUCCGAUGUUUCGACUAAGAAGAGGAAAAGGAGUGAGGGCGCAAGAGACACUUGGGAAUCGGAUUUCCGGAAAAGCAGAUGGUUUACUCGGGGUUGGACGCUCCAAGAGCUCCUUGCCCCAGCUUCAGUCGAAUUCUUCUCCCAGGAACGCAAGCGACUUAGUGACAAGAAUUCUCUAAAGCAACAACUUUACGAGAUAACAGGUAUUCCUGAGUCAGCGCUUCAAGGAGACCUUUUAUUUCAGUUCAGCGUUAAUGAGCGAUUUUCGUGGAUAAACUCUCGCCAGACCAAGCUCGAAGAAGACGAAUCGUACUCAUUAUUGGGAAUUUUCGGCGUCUAUAUACCCCCUCGUUAUGGCGAAGGGAGGCCGAGUGCGUUUAAACGGCUCCAAGAGGAGAUCGAUAAGCUGGAGAAAUGCAUCCGAGACGUACGCCUCACCGAUCCCCGGGAUGACAAGAAGCGUAUAGAAGAUACCAAGGGCGGCUUACUAGAGGACUCGUACCACUGGAUCCUCGAAAAUUCCGAAUUCCAACAAUGGCGCAACAACCAAAACAGUCGGCUACUAUGGAUUAAGGGCGAUCCCGGCAAGGGCAAGACGAUGCUACUCUGCGGCAUUAUCAACGAGCUGAAGAAGUCCAUGGCUAAUCCGGAUCUUCUAUCGUACUUCUUCUGCCAGGCUACUGACUCCCGAAUCAACAACGCCACGGCCGUGCUACGAGGUUUGAUAUUUUUGCUUAUCGACCAGCAGCCAUCCCUUAUCUCGCAUGUACGGAUAAGGUACGAUCACGCUGGAAAAUCGCUCUUCGAGGAUGCGAAUGCGUGGGUUGCUUUGUCCGAGAUCUUCACCAACAUCCUGCAAGACCCAAGCUUGAAUAUCACGUACUUAAUUGUCGAUGCCCUCGACGAAUGCGUGGCAGACUUACCGAAAUUGUUAGACUUCAUCGUCCAGAUGUCGUCUGUAUCCCGUCGUACCAGGUGGAUCUUCUCUAGUCGAAACUGGCCGAGUAUCGAGAAGAAUCUCGACAAUGCAACGCAGAUGGUGAGACUAUGUCUCGAGCUUAAUGAAGAAUCUGUCUCCGCUGCUGUCGCAACAUAUAUCCAGUUCAGGGUGGAUAGGCUAGCGAAGCGAAACAGAUACGGCAGUGGUACACGGGACGCUGUCCAGCGCCACUUAUCGCUAAACGCAAAGGACACUUUUCUUUGGGUGGCCUUAGUCUGCCAAGAACUAUCCCAUAUUUCGGGAUGGAAGGCUCAGCAGAAGUUGGCGUCGUUCCCGCCCGGACUCGAUGCCCUCUACAGGCGGAUGAUUGAUCAGAUCCGGGAUUCGGAGGAUGCUGGGCUUUGCAAACGGAUACUGGCUGUUGUUUCCGCUGUGUACCGGCCCGUCACGUUAGACGAGUUGGCGUCUCUCGUUGACUUGCCUGAUGGGGUCGCCGACGGAUACGAUGAUCUAUCGGAGAUCAUUGGCCUUUGUGGAUCUUUCCUGUCGCUCCGAGAAAGCACCAUCUCCCUCGUUCAUCAGUCAGCGAAGGACUUUUUGGUUGAAAAGGCAUACAAUGAGAUCUAUCCUUCUGGGAUAGAAUGUGUGCAUUUUACCAUCUUCUCGCGAUCGCUACAUGUCAUGUCCGAGAAACUAAGACGCGAUAUCUACGGCCUAGGUGCACCGGGAUUUCCCGUUAACCAAGUCAAGCAACCCGAUUCAGACCCACUCUCCCCAGCACGAUACUCGUGUGUCUAUUGGAUUAAUCACCUAGCCGACUGUAAUCCCGCCAGGAAUGCGACUAGCGAUUUCCAAGAUGGUGGAUCUAUUGACAAAUUUUUACGUCGGAGCUACCUUUACUGGCUCGAGGCUCUAAGCAUUUGCAGAAGCAUGUCAGAAGGGGUUGUAUCAAUGGCGAAACUCGAGGCUCUCUUCCAAGCAACAGCAGACGAAUCUGGAUGUUUUAAACUAGUUCAAGACGCGCGACGAUUUAUCAUGUAUUACAAGCAGGGAAUAGAGAACAGUCCUCUUCAAGCAUAUGCAUCUACUCUCUUGUUUAGUCCAGGCCGCAGCCUCAUAAAGGAUCUUUUCAGGCACGAAGAGCCGAAAUGGAUCACGAUACAGCCGGCUAUAAGAGAUGCAUGGGGCCCCUGCCUGCAGACGCUGGAGGGGCAUAGCAGUGUGGUAUUGUCGGUGGCCUUCUCACAUGACUCGACCCAACUCGCCUCCGCGUCGGGCGAUAGCACGGUCAAGAUCUGGGAGGCGCGCAGCGGCGCCACGGUCAAGAUCUGGGAGGCGAGUAGUGGCGCGUGCCUGCAGACGCUGGAGGGGCACAGUAAUAGGGUCCUGUCGGUGGCCUUCUCACAUGACUCGACCUGGCUCGCCUCCGCGGCGGACGAUUACACGGUCAAGAUCUGGGAGGCGGACAGCGGCGUCUGCCUACAGACGCUCCAAGUUAGGAAGGCACUCUGUGACAUAUCAUUUGAUGCUACUGGUUUGCAUCUUCAUACUGAAAUCGGUACCAUCGCUCUUGAUACGUCAUUGGCUUCAUUUAACUCCUCAAUUAUAACGAAGUCCCAAGGUCCACGAUAUCAAGGAUGGGGAUUAAGCUCAGAUGGAGCGUGGAUAACAUAUAAUUCCGAGAACCUCGUGUGGUUACCCUCGGAAUAUCGGCCGUCAUGUUCGGCCGUGUCCGUAAAGACUGUAGGUAUCGGCGUUGGAUCUGGAAGGGUGUGGAUGUGCAGUUUCUAG